UUAAAUUAAUAGCUUGUGUUUGCAGAAGUUUAUGUCGAAGAAAAAUCUUUCAGUUACCUUUAUAAUGAGGAUGACAUUGUUGUUCUUAAGGAGCCUGAGACAUAUGCACAAAUUAAUGUUCCAAAGCACUUGUUUGGUGAAUCUCUUCCAUACCUCCAGGAAAAUACACUUCAUGGACCUCAUGGAAUGCAGAUGAUAUGAAAGUUAAGCUGCAACUUUACGAUGAGAAGCCGAUGUCUGUGUCAAUUCCUCCGAAAGUGACAUGUACUGUUGCUGAGGCACAAGUUCCAAUAAACGGGUCUACAGCAACUCCUCAGUAUAAGAAGGUUAAGCUGGACAAUGGUCUCACGGUUCAGGUACCAUCUUACGUGUUAGCUGGCGAGAAGAUAAUUAUCAAUACUGCCGAUAAUUCUUUCAUAAGCAGGGCUUAAUCUGGGCCCUUUUGAAUGCUCUGGAGUUAU
Molecule: messenger RNA, 461 nt
Organism: Coffea arabica (coffee)
Lineage: Eukaryota; Viridiplantae; Streptophyta; Magnoliopsida; Gentianales; Rubiaceae
Source: RefSeq, a predicted model, not a curated record